GAUACCCCGAACCUCUUCACAUAAACCCUACAUACACCUGUUAAAUAAAACUAGUGUAAUCAAAGUGUGUGAUUCAAACUGAAUUUCCUUUAUAUAAAACGGAUUUUUUUUUAAAACGGCUUUUGAUGAUCAAAUCACAGGAAAAUUCACCAUAUUUGUACAAAAGUCCAGAAAACCGGAAGAUAUUUUCUAAAAAGUCGUAAAAGUAAUGCAGAAGAGACAAGUGUUGACAAGUUAUCAUCUGUAUAACAAAUCAAAAUUAUCAACGAUGGACGGCGAGUCUCUGCUUAACACGACAACUUCCAGGAGUUCAGGAUAUACCAGCAUGACUGUUGGAGGGACUAAACACCGGAAGAAACUUGCGGUGGAAAACCAGUCCAAGAUUGACAAGGAAUUUAGCAAGAAAAGCACUUAUAGACAUAGACCGUCUGUCAAAGUUGUGGUAACAAAAUGGGUCUCAACCGGCAUCCUUGGUGCACUCCUCCUCGCCUGUGUUACUGACAGUAAAAUAUCUAUUAUAGCCCUAUCUAACAGAAUGAACUAUAACAUAAAAGACGAGAAGUAUGAAGAUGCUUGUAAAGGAUUUGUCAUGCUUCAGUUAUUAGCUGUCAUUCCAAAUGUGAUCAAUUUUAUUAGAGGUGUUUGGGCAGGUGCAUUCCGAAAAGAUUUGCCAUGGCCGAAGAAGAAAGCUAUGAUAGCGGGAUUUUUUGUCAGUUUAAUGGAAUCUCUUGGCAUCUGCCUAUUUAUCUUCAAUAUUCCUGGUUUGACGAGUGCUCAUAACGUUAUCCUGCUCAUGAACUGUGUCUUUAUCGUCCCACUUUUCUCUAUCAUCUAUACUAGCUUUAAAAACAGAAGUCGAUCACUCUGGAAAUGCUUGUUCCUUUUGGCCUUACUCUGUGAAAUAGUAGGUAUCGGACUCACCGGGUACCUUUUGAAAGAUAGUGAAGGAUCUGAAGUGUUCUGGACUGUGCCACUUGCAGUUCUCUUGCUGUCGAUAUCUUGGACUCCGGGUUUGUGGAAUUUUCUGCUAGAGACAGAUGUAAACCACGAGUAUGAGGAGAUCGUAGAGGAAAAUGGUGAAGAAACGUACGUUCUCGAUUACAGUACGACUGGUUCAACAACACCUGGUGCAAGUACAAGUACUGGAUACCAGGGAUCUAGCCAAAACAAUCGUUCUUCUAUGCAUGAAAGUCAUCGGUUAGUGGAGAGACCACCACCUGGCGACAUAGAACCGAGAACGGACAUUCAACAUGAACGGUCAACGUGGAAACUUACAAUAUACAUGUCUUUCCUGAAAAUCAUUUUCACUAUAGGAAUAUCCAUAGCACUUUUAUAUUGGAAACUAAAGGCACCAGAAAACAAGUCUUUGACAGACAGCUAUUUCUCAGGAUGGAACUGGGCGGGCACCUCGCAGCAAGAAGUGUACUUUUUUGUGGCAAACAUGGUAUCAAGUGUGAUAGGGUACAUGAUCGGAUACAUCGCGUGCACGACAUGUAUGCAGAGGUGGGCGUUCUCUGUGCCACUCGUUUUAACCACGCCCCUUUCUAUGAUUCUACUCAUAGUGAAAGAUAGUUGUGAAGGUUUAUUAAUAGCAACAAGUUGUGAAACAGAUUCCAGCAAUGGAAUAUUCCUCCUUAUAGCGGCCGGAUGUCUCGUGUUGGCACAGGCGUUAUCUACGGGAUGGUUGCUCUUUAGAAGUCAGUCAUUAGUUAUGCUGAAGGAAGAUCAGCUAUUCUGGGUACCUAUGUAUAACUCGGCGCUGCUCGAACAAUGGUUUGUAUUGAUGAGAAGAAAUGAACAUAGUGAUGUAGAUUUUGAGGAUCCUGUCGAGAAAGCUAAACGAUCGAAAGUUAUAAUAUGUACCACCAUGUACAGAGAGGCUGACUAUGAAAUGAGGCAGCUCUUAGAAUCUAUACAAGGUAUCAACUUGGCACAAAGCAGUGGCGGCAGACAUUUUGAAUCCCACGUGUUCUUUGAUGGUGCCGUCAAAGACAAGAACCCGACAGACUUCGUAUUGCAGCUUGUGUCAUUAGUAGAAACGACAUUAGAUGUAAAAGCUGAGGCUUGCAGCAAGACAUUGACACCCUAUGGGAUGACGUUAACGUGGAGGUUAAAAGCUGAUCCAGGUCAAACUGGAAUGAUUUUCAAGAUUCACCUGAAAGAUAAUUUUAAAGUAAAGAAUAAAAAGAGGUGGAGCCAAGUUAUGUACAUGUCCUAUGUUUUGGACUUUCUUAUGGGUCAAAUGGAUGAUGCGACUGACGAAGAAUCAUAUAUACUAACAACUGACGCUGAUGUUAGAUUCACACCUGAUUCUGUGGAGGCGUUACUCGACUUAAUGACACGUGACCGUAGUGUAGGCGCGGUGUGUGCAAGGACACACCCACUAGGAAGCGGUCCUCUAGUCUGGUAUCAAGUUUUCGAGUAUGCUAUUGGUCAUUGGUUUCAAAAGGCAGCGGAACACGUGCUCGGGUCAGUGCUGUGUUCACCGGGAUGUUUCAGUGUUUACAGAUGUAAGGCAGUGAAGGAUAUCCUACCUCAAUAUGCUUCUAACGUAGAACACGCCUUCGACUUUCUCACCAAAGAUAUGGGUGAAGAUAGAUGGUUCUGUACGCUGAUGGUUCAGAGCGGAUGGCGGAUAGAAUAUUGUGCCGCGUCAGAAAAUAGUACCCAUUGUCCUGAAGAGUUUGACGAGUUCUUCAAGCAAAGGCGACGUUGGGUCGCAUCAACUAUAGCUAAUCUAAUGCUUUUAGUCAAAGAAUGGCAUAUCAUUGCAAAACUAAAUCACCGUGUCUCAUUUGUAUUUUUGAUAUAUCAAGCUAUAUUGUUGUUUGCCACACUGAUAGGACCAAGUUCUGUCAUUUUAGUAGUCUCAGGUGGUUUGAAGUAUGGCUGGAACUGGGGUUCUCUUACCUCUCUUCUUGUACAACUUUUCAUGUGUGUUGGUUUCACUUUGGUUUGUCUGUUCACUUCAUCAAAUACACAGCUGAACGUUGCUAAGCUACUGACUUUUUUCUACGCUGUUAUAAUGACGGUAGUGGUGGUAGGAACUGCUGUACAGAUAUCUUCUGAUUUUGACGGGAGUGAAACAGCCAAAGAUAAUUGUACGCUUGCUUUCAUCAUGGGGUAUGUAUAUAAUGUAAUAUCACUGAUAGAUCAUGGGGUAUGUAUAUCAUGUAAUAUCACUGAUAGAUCAUGGGGAACGCGAGAAAUAAAGACACAUUCUGUGCUGUCACAGAACCAAAACUGGCAAGAAACUUUGAAGAAAGCUUUCAAGUCGUUUUUCUUUUGCUGUUUCUCUAAGCCUGCCGAUUCUAAAUCAAUUGCGAUUCAAACAGAGACUGUACAAAAAGGUCGCGGGUCAAGGACAUCGUCAAUGUGCGAAGGUCAAAGUCAAGAUGUCACCGUCUAUGAUUCCUCUGUAAAUUCUACGGAUGAAAUCAUCAGAACCGUAAGCACGGAUAUUAACAACCUCGGAAUAAUAGAAGAGGAAGUUGGCGAAAGAACAUUCCGAUCGUCUAUAUAUGCAAAAGAGACUGAUGCCGAUGAAGAAGACGAACUGGAUAGCGAAACAAUUAUGGAUGUCAAAGAUUGGCUUCCACAAGAUAUGAAACAAUUCGCCAGAAAUUUUAUUGAUAAUGGAUUUGAGAAUACAAUGUUGAUUUCCGGUAUGACAGAAAAGGAAUUAAAAGACAUCGGGAUUAAAAGAAAGGGCAUGAAGAAAUAUAUAUUAGAGGAAAUCAGAAAGUUGCCCGACUAUGAUAUACAAGCAGAAGUACCGACAAACGUUGAAGAAUGGUUACAAAUUAUUGGUUUGGAGAAAUAUAAAGGUCAGUUUAUAAAAGAGCAAAUCAAAACACCAAAGGACAUGGAGGUUCUUAAAUCAUUUGGGAGAAAUGAGAUAGAAAAAGAACUGAAAAUAACAAAAACAGGACAUAUCAAACGACUUAUGUAUGCUAUAAGGAAACUCAGAAAUCCUACAGAGAGUGAGUUAAAGAUUAUGGAAGUAAGGAAAGCUUUGAUGGUACCGAAGGCCCACAUGCUGAAAACAGUGAAUGCUGAGGAGUACGAAUUCUGGAAUGAAUUGAAGAACCUAUGUCUGAUGCCGCAGUCCACAGCGUUCGGACUGGAAGAUGAUCUUAAAGCUAAGUUAGGAGGUUUGAGGAACGCCUGGUUGAUGAUUUUUGCAGUUGCUAAUACACUUUGGAUGAUACUGAUUUACACAUUAGCUGAUAAAGGCAAAAUCCUCAGUGUGUUCGGUAGUAAUCCAAUUGGGCUUGUUGUACUCGUGCUUUUCGGGCUUGUCCUAAUCAUUCAGUUCUUUGCAAUGAUUGUACAUCGUAUAUCAACACUGACACACUUCUUGGGCAGAGCCCCGUACAGGAUCGGUGAUACAUUUAACACAACCUGGGCAUUCAAUGACAAAGACAUCAAAAUGUCAGAAGAUGAGCGGGCUGCUGUAAGAAAUCUAGACUAUACAAAAAGACAAGCAUAUGACAGACUGCGACCUAAACAUGCCAGAAGAAGAGAGAAAACAGACGAACGUAAACCAUUACUCGAAACACAUGAACAAGUUUAAUAUAGAAAUACCAUUAUAAAAUUAUAAAGUUAAAAGUCAUUGUAUUUCAGUAUUAAUUCGAAAUGAGAACUUUUUAUAUGUACAACAUGGCACUGUGUCAUGCAGUUUUGAUUUCAUCAUGAACUUUAAUGACAAUGUCGAAACAACAACAAGUGCAGUGUACAGAUGGGCUGGCUAUCUUACUUUAUGUUUCUGUCAGCACAUAAAGUAAAGUAAAUAUGUCUUUAUCAGCCAGAUAAUCAUAGAUAGUUAUACAAUUAUACACUGCUUUAGGGAAAAUAUUGUGAA
Molecule: messenger RNA, 4864 nt
Organism: Ruditapes philippinarum (Manila clam)
Lineage: Eukaryota; Metazoa; Mollusca; Bivalvia; Venerida; Veneridae
Exons: 32
Coding region: 209-4576 (1455 amino acids)
Cellular component (GO): cell periphery; cell septum
Molecular function (GO): protein binding; chitin synthase activity
Source: RefSeq, a predicted model, not a curated record